This is a messenger RNA of Tinamus guttatus (white-throated tinamou), 4144 nucleotides long. Lineage: Eukaryota; Metazoa; Chordata; Aves; Tinamiformes; Tinamidae. The record is from RefSeq and is a predicted model, not a curated record.
AGAUAUACCUCAUCUUCUGAAUUCUUGAGAUAUGAACAAUGACCAUAGUUAACAAGCCAAAAUCCUCAAAAUCUAAAAAGUCAUCAUCCAGACGGUCUGGCAAAUCAAAGAAACCCCGUACUAAAAAAAUGAAGUCACGCACCGCCAAUUGGGGUCGGGUACCACCUUCAGAAGAUCAAAAACAAGUCUCCGUGAACCAAGGACCUGGAGGUGCUAUUUAUUGUAGAUCGUCUGAAAAAUCUAAACCUUUUGCCCAAAGAGAUCUAGUCGUUAAUGAUGGAAUUGCUCCACCUCAGAGAAUUCUUUUUCCACCUGAGAAGAUUUGUAUGGAUUGGCAGCAAACACAAAGUGUUGGAGUGGGACUUUACAAUCUUGGCAAUACCUGUUUUGUCAAUUCUGCUCUACAGUGUUUGACUUACACCCCGCCUCUUGCCAAUUAUAUGCUUUCUCUUGAACACACCCAAUCAUGUCGCGAGCAAGGCUUCUGCAUGAUGUGCACAAUGGAAACUCAUAUUAAUCAGGUCUUUUGUUGCUCUGUUGAGGCCAUCAAACCUACACCUGUCAUCAAUGACCUUAGAAGAAUAGGAAAACAGUUCCGUUUUGGCAGUCAGGAAGACGCGCAUGAGUUUUUACGUCACACUGUUGAUGCCAUGCAGAAAGCCUGUUUGAAUGGUAGCACCAAGUUAGACAGAUCUUCUCAAGCUACGACAGUAAUUCAUCAGAUUUUUGGCGGAUUUCUAAGAUCCAGAGUAAAGUGCUUGAACUGCAAAGCAGUUUCGGACACCUAUGAGGCAUUCCUUGAUAUUGCUUUGGAUAUUAAGGCAGCUUCAUCUGUCACCAGAGCUCUAGAACAAUUUGUGAAGCCCGAACAGCUGGACGGUGAAAAUUGCUAUAAAUGUAGCAAGUGUAAGAAGAUGGUUCCUGCAUCAAAAAGGUUUACAAUACAUCGUUCUUCCAAUGUUCUUACAAUAUCCCUCAAAAGAUUUGCAAAUUUCACCGGUGGAAAGAUCAGCAAGGAGGUAAAAUAUCCUGAAUAUUUGGAUCUUCGAGCCUACAUGUCUCAGUCCAUCGGGGAACCACUGCUCUAUGCCUUAUAUGCAGUCCUAGUACAUAGUGGUGUUAAUUGUCAUGCGGGGCACUAUUUUUGCUACAUAAAGGCUGCUAACGGACUUUGGUACCACAUGAAUGAUGCUUCUGUAGUUCUUUGUGAUAUAAAAACAGUUCUCAGUCAACAAGCAUAUAUGCUUUUUUAUAUCAGGCGCUAUGAUUUGACGCUUGGAGAACGCGCUUUUUACUUACCCGCACCGUCGUAUCCCCGCUCAUUCCUCGGUCAGCGGGGGGCUAAUAAUAAGCAGACUGGAUUUAUGGGACCACGGCUUCCUCCUCACAUGAUUAAGAAUUCAAGUAGGUUAAACGGAAAUGGAACUCUAAAAGAAGAUCCCAACACCAUUGGUGUCACCCUGAAAAGGCCAUCGUCAGCUCCACCAACAGCUUGUGUUCAAAACUGGGCAAUUACGAGGCCUUCAAUUACUGAUCCAUCAAAAAAACAGAAGAUUACUAUCAGUAUUCAUAACAAAUUGCCUGCCCGUCAGACUGUGUCUCAGCCUGACGCUCUUAGCAGUGCUGUUGAGGAGGAGGAUCUCAGCAAGCCUGUUCCUUCCUCCACAAUUACAAAUUCUUCUGCAGCAGAGUCUACCUCAAAUGCAUCUACAAUGUCAGUUGCUACUAAUGUUUCCAAACAAGAAGUUCCCGAUGAAAUUUUUGUCGAGCCAGCAGUGAAUGGAAAUCCUAAACUCAGCUCUGAUAACACAGUCCCUUACGGUGCAGAAUCUUCAGGAAAAUCUGAGGAGGAGUCGAAGGGCUUAUUUAAAAGGAAUUGCAGUGUAGUAUCUUCUAAUGGAAUUUUGAUUGGAAAGGUAGUCCGUACAUUGCAGAAUUCCCAUUCUUCCUGUCAGAAUGCUGAAGAAGAAAGACCCCAGCAUGAGCUGCCAAAAAAUGAUUCAUUAAAUGGUGCUAUUAGUUUAGAUAAUGAAUCUAAAGAAAAUGGACUGAAACUUGACGAUUCCACUUGCCAAGUACAACCUGUUAAACCUUCAGAGAUUUUCUUUUCUAAAACAAAUGGAUUGCUUGAAACAAUGCCUGUAGCUUUGCCUCCGGUUCCUCAAGAAAUAAUCUUAGAAUCCCUCACAUACAGCCAGUUGAACAGCUUGUCAGAGGAAAUAAGUGUCCCUGGACCUCAGAAAUCUUUAGAGAAUGAUGCUCUUAUGGAAACUGUUGUGAUGGAAGCACUCUUUGUCUACGAAGAGUCCAGGAAGGUUCCUUCUGACUUUAGCUGUGAGGUCGAGAAUCUUUUUGUUCAAUCAGAUUCUGAAACCGUUGCUACCAAAGAAGAAGUUGCUGAAAGUAUUGUAUCAAAAGCUGAUAAUGCACAUCCCAAUAUCAAUGGCCAGCACAAGGUCAGGAAAAGAUCCUUGGAUGCUGAAGAUGAAUUCCUUGGGCAGUGUGUGUCUGAAGACAGUGCAGACAAAGACAAACCAAGAAGAUCAAAAGAAUCUGAACUCAUUUCUAAAGAAAAUCCUUUGUACAUCAAAGGGUCUCCUGAGACGGAAGAGAAAUUAGGGCAAACUUCCUCUAUAAAGUCUGACAUUGAAUGUAAUUCUAAAAAACUUGCAUCUGUAGAUGUUACAGAUAAAGGCCAAGAAUCAAAGGAUGUUUCUAAUAACUAUAUAGAAGUACCACCUGUCAAUGACUCUUCAAUUACGAAGCUGGAUAAAGUUUUGGAGAGUCAAUUUUCUAGAGACAGUGAGGGGCUGAGUAGUAAAAAAUGUGAAGAAUAUAAGCAUAGGAAAAAAUAUAAGAAAAAAAUAUACGACUCUAAGAAAAAUGACAAAGAGCACUACCGAAGGAAGAGAGAACACUCUGACACAGAGGAGAGAGAGAAGCAAAACAGAAGCAAAACAGAUGGUCACACUCACAAGCGGAGAUGCUCUCGCAGCAUGGAAACAAAUAAGCAAAACCGUCACAAGCAAGAAUAUUGCAAUGGUAGCAAGUACAGAUCUUCUCACAAUGACAGAAGCAGCCCCGAUAAUGGCAGAAGCUCAGGAAAGUAUCCUCGGUACAGAUCGCGAAGCAGAGGGAGGACAGAACAAGACAGAAGCAGGUAUUAUCAUUCCAAAGGAGAGCGAACUUGGAGCAGAGAAAGAUACUAUCAGGAUGAACCACGGAGAUGGGAAAAGUGUAGAUACUACAAUGAUUACUAUUCCUCUUAUGGAACAAGAGAUGGUAGAGAGAGAAAGUUCUCUCACUGUGAUAAAGACUUUGACAAAUCGAGUCAAGCUUACAACAACAGGUCACAUAAGGAUUAUCAUUACAAAAGCAGAUGGCUGCACAAUUCACUCUCUCGAGAGGAAGAUGUGCAUCACUUCAGCAGUCACAGAGCAGAUAUGCAUCAUUUUUCAGUACCUCAGCAACAGUCCGAAAAAUACCCUCGCGAAAGGCACAUGCUUCCACCUAUGUCAGCUCAUUCAAAUUUUGAGGACUCCUCCCACAGCGAUGAAAAAGAAAGAAACAGAAAAAGAAAAUAUUCCCGUGCAGAGGACAGCGAAAGCGAAACAGAAAAGAAACAUAGAAAGGUAGAAAAAGAGCGAUCAGAUUCAGGUGAUCAAAAAUUGAAAAAAUACAAGAAAGUCAAGAAGAAAAAGAAGUCCAAAGAUAAACAUCGAGAGAAGGAUUACAAACUUUAUGAUUCGGAUUUCUCUGUGCUCCACUUUGACAAUGACAAUCGCAAACGUAAGAAAAAGAAGAAAAAGAAGAAGCACAUCAGGAAACUGAAAGGCUUCUUGGAAUACUUAGAUCCUCGUUUCCAGAAAAAAACACGGGAGAAGAAGGAAGAAUCCCGUCCUCCAGAUGACUAUUUAUGUGAGCAAUACAGAAACCAGGGCAGUAAACAACCCUACAAGGAAGGGAAGCCUUCCAAUGCUGGUGAAAGCAAGAAAUACAGUUCCGUCGCACCCAGCGACUAUGUGAGAGAUAACUGAAGUAAGCCCUGAAGAAGACAGCUCACUAUCCAAAGGCAAGUUAUAUUCUUAGAUUUGCUAUGUUUUAUCCCUAGCCAGAAUUUAAUGAUUGGCUUAACCAUCAGUGA